Molecule: messenger RNA, 976 nt
Organism: Ricinus communis (castor bean)
Lineage: Eukaryota; Viridiplantae; Streptophyta; Magnoliopsida; Malpighiales; Euphorbiaceae
Product: V-type proton ATPase subunit c2
Exons: 3
Coding region: 111-608 (165 amino acids)
Biological process (GO): proton transmembrane transport
Cellular component (GO): proton-transporting V-type ATPase, V0 domain
Molecular function (GO): proton-transporting ATPase activity, rotational mechanism
Source: RefSeq, a predicted model, not a curated record
CACUUACUUCUUCUGUUCCCUAAUUCGGAUUAGAGGGAAGGGGGCGUCAUUCAUUAAUAACUAAUACACUCCAGAUUUUUUGGGGAAAGCGAAGGAGAAAGUGGGAAAUCAUGGCUCCGGCAUUUAGCGGCGAUGAGACUGCUCCUUUCUUUGGGUUCCUUGGCGCUGCUGCUGCUCUCGUUUUCUCCUGCAUGGGAGCUGCUUAUGGAACAGCCAAGAGCGGGGUUGGUGUGGCAUCAAUGGGUGUGAUGAGACCGGAGCUAGUGAUGAAAUCUAUUGUUCCGGUGGUUAUGGCAGGAGUUUUAGGUAUAUACGGUUUGAUUAUUGCUGUGAUCAUUAGUACAGGAAUUAAUCCCAAGGCUAAAUCCUAUUAUCUCUUCGACGGAUACGCUCACCUCUCUUCUGGUCUCGCUUGUGGUCUCGCUGGUCUUUCUGCUGGUAUGGCCAUUGGCGUCGUUGGGGAUGCUGGUGUUAGAGCUAAUGCACAGCAGCCAAAGCUUUUUGUUGGGAUGAUCCUCAUUCUCAUCUUUGCCGAAGCCUUGGCUCUCUAUGGCCUUAUUGUUGGGAUCAUACUUUCGUCCCGAGCUGGUCAGUCAAGAGCUGAGUAACAGAGGUUUUUCUGCUCAAGUGGUUGUGUGAUCCGUUCUGAUUCAUUAACAUAAGUUUAAGUUGCCAGUGUUUUCAUUUCAAGAAUCACGUCUCCAGUCUCCAGUGAGAUUUUUCUGCCUAAUUGGACUGGUUUAGUGCUACUGCUGAUGCAGUAAAAUGUAGAUUCAGAUGUCUCAUUGUUUUAUUAUUCAUGAUGUGUUCUGGAUUUAUUUGAAGUCUUUUGUAGGAAUAUGUUAUCCCUUUGGGCUUUUGUCAUGAGAGAGAAUUGUGCAGUAAAGGGCUUGGUAGUAUAGGCUUCGUUGUAUCCCAUGGUAACCUCGUGGAUGUGUUUGUUUAUAAUAUAGCCAGAAUUUUUUUUUUCUUUUUA